AGUAAGCAUAUUGUCAACCUUCAUCGCACCCUUCAAGUAUUUAAGUCCUGGUGCAAGCAAUAUGGAAGACGAAGACAACUUAAGUACCAGCAGUGCAGAAGUAAAAGAAAACCGAAAUGUUAGCAACCUGGAGGAUCAUCCCAUUGCCUCCAGUGAGAGAUCAAGAGUGGGUGCAUCAAGCAGUAAAAGGAAAAGGCCCUUGGAGGAAGGCAACAAUGGCCAUUUCUGCAAACUACAACUCAUCUGGAAGAAAGUCUCAUGGUCAGUGACACCAAAGAAUGCCCUGGUCCAGCUACAUGAACUUAAACCAGGGUUGCAAUAUAAAAUGGUUUCCCAGACAGGCCCUGUGCAUGCUCCAGUCUUUGCUGUUGCUGUAGAAGUAAAUGGACUUACAUUUGAAGGCACAGGACCCACAAAAAAGAAAGCCAAAAUGCGGGCUGCAGAACUAGCUCUGAAGUCUUUCGUUCAGUUCCCAAAUGCAUGUCAAGCUCACUUUGCCAUGGGGAACUGCAUUAACCCAUCCACAGACUUUACAUCUGACCAGGCAGACUUUCCAGAUACUCUGUUCAAGGAGUUUGAACCACCUACACACAGCGAGGACUUCUCGGUCUAUAACCCCGUUAAUAAUGAAUUGCUUUCCACUGCUUAUCGACAUGGGAGGUUACUCUGCCACACGUUGGACUUAAUGGGCCACGCUAAGCAAAACAAGCGCAAGAUGGCAUCCAAAGCUGAGAGUGAAAAGAACCCAGUGGUGUUGCUAAAUGAGCUGCGGUCGGGACUGAGGUACGUCUGCCUUUCGGAGACUGUGGAGAAGCAGCAUAUCAAGAGUUUUGUGAUGGCAGUGAGAGUGGAUGGGAGAACAUUUGAAGGCUCAGGACGUAGCAAGAAGCUGGCAAAGGGCCAAGCAGCGCAGGCUGCACUCCAGGCCCUCUUUAACAUUCGGCUGCCCAGUCACAUUCCCAGCAGGAGUAAAUGUAACCAUUUGCCACAGGAUUUUGCCGAUUCCAUUUAUCAAAUGGUUACACAGAAGUUCCAAGAGGUGACAGAUAAUUUCACGUCCAUGCAUGCACGCCACAAAACUCUUGCAGGAAUUGUGAUGACCAGAGGCUUGGACAGCAGGCAAGCUCAGGUGAUCGUGCUGUCAUCAGGUACCAAAUGCAUAAAUGGAGAAUACAUUAAUGAUCAAGGGCUGGUGGUGAAUGACUGCCAUGCAGAAAUUGUGGCAAGGAGAGCAUUUGUUCAUUUCCUUUACUCACAGCUGGAGCUGCACUUAAGCAAACGGCGAGAGGACUGGGAGCGAUCAAUCUUCGUGCGAUUAAAAGAAGGAGGCUACAGGCUGAAAGAGAACAUUCUGUUCCAUCUGUAUGUGAGCACUUCACCCUGCGGAGAUGCACGCCUCAACUCUCCCUAUGAAAUCACAACUGACUUGAACAGUAGCAAACACAUAGUAAGAAAGUACCGUGGACAUCUGCGAACAAAAAUUGAGUCUGGAGAAGGAACCAUCCCAGUCCGACGUCAUAAUACAGUUCAGACAUGGGAUGGUGUGUUGCUGGGAGAACAGCUAAUCACAAUGUCUUGCACAGACAAAAUUGCCAGAUGGAACGUUCUUGGAUUGCAAGGUGCUCUCCUCAGUUACUUCAUCGAGCCCACGUACUUGCACAGCAUUAUUGUGGGAAGCCUUUAUCACACUGGUCACCUUUCCAGGGUAAUGAGCCAUAGGAUAGAAAGCAUUGGUCAGCUGCCAGCUUCAUACCGGCGUAAUCACCUGCUCCUCAGUGGAGUGAGUAAUGCUGAGGUGCGACAGCCAGGAAAAUCUCCCAGCUUCAGUGUGAACUGGAUAGUGGGUAACACGGACCUCGAGGUUAUUAAUGCCACAACGGGAAAGAGGAACUGUGGGAGUUCCUCACGGCUCUGCAAACGCAUGUUUUAUGCUCGGUGGUCAAAGCUUUAUGGAAAGCUGAGCACACGAGUCCCAAGCCAUGGAGACAUGCCAUCAGUGUACAGUGAGGCAAAGCUGGUGCCUCAAACGUACCAGGCUGUCAAGCAGCAGCUGUUUAAAGCAUUUCAGAAAGCAGGUCUGGGCACUUGGGUGAAGAAGCCCCCAGAGCAAGAUCAGUUUCUACUAACUCUAUAAAUCAUUCGACACCUUUGCUACGUGACCAGAGCGGAUCGGCUGGAGAGAAGCAUAGGCAGGAUGCGUGAGCUGACAGAACUGAUGCAGUUCAAUAUUUAAUAAAAACCUUCAUGAGAAUAUUUUCUUUUGAUUCUGUAUUGGAAAUACAUAAAUAUCGGAUGUGUUUGAUUAAUGCACUAAACUUGACGUUAGGAACUGCUUUUUCAUCCUGAUCCCCUGCACAACAUGCACAAGGAUGUUCAUGCCCAGACUAUUAAAUGAUCCUCACAAAGAUGCUGCUGUUCAUUGUUUAUAGCACAUGUGACUAUUAUUUAUCCAGGAAGCAUCUGCAUUUCAGACGCUAGCAGGCCAUGCACCUGACUCAAAAUUGAGUCGAUUUUCCCUUACAAAUCACAGAGUGAUGGAAAACAUUUUAGUAAGUGAACACAUGAAAGAGCCUUCAGACCCACCGCGCGACAGGGGCUUUCAGGCCAAGCAUAUUCAUCCACAAAACGAAGAAGUAUACCCCCCAAGCCAAAAUCAUUGCAAACAUCAGCUGCUUUGAUUCACAAAGUGUAUUUUAGUCUACAAAGAUACAGACAAAAUUUGAACUGUCCUUCCAGGUUUAGAUUGAAACACAGCGCUGAGGGUGGAGACUUCCUCUUCUCUUCUCCUGGCUCACACUGACUCCUCCUGUAACUUCAGGUGUCACUUAGUACUACAUUUUCAAUUAUGUCCUGAGGUGGCUUAUCUUUCUGGAUACCCCAAACCAGAUACAUUUUUCAGAGAUACUGAAGACUGCAAUCCUAAGGGAAGUCACUGGGAGCUGCGAGUGCUCAGCACUUCUGAAAAAUCCAAACUUUGGUGUUGGGUACCCACAAACUAAGAUGCCCCAAAUUAGUGACCAGUUCUGAAAUCUGGCCCAUACCGUGUCUGCCUCCAUUUCUCCAUUUACCAAAUGUGGAUAGUAAUACUUACCUGCAUCACAAGGAGCUUGUAAGGGAUACACAGCUGCAUUAGUAGUUGGCUGUAACCACCGGUUAAGCCAGAAUCUGUCAUUUUUAUGUUGAGCUUAACCUUGCUCUGCAAAUAUGUCUAUCAAAACCAUCCCAAAAGAUGGGACUGCUACCUAGAACGAGUUUCUAAUCAAUGGCACUAAAGGUUUUUCAGCUUCUGGUUCUAUAUAAGUACGAAGUAUUAUUAUUAAAUUUACCACACAUUUAUUUGCGGCUUGAAACAAGCAUUGCUUUCAGGCAGAAAAAGAAUAAGUUUUCACUGUUAAAUCAUUGAUUCAUCACUUGGAUUAAAAGGCACACAUUUUCUGAUCUGUGACUGAUUUAACUUCAUCAGAACGCAGGACAAAUAGUCAUGAGAGAACCAAGCCUUGAUAGGCCAAGUCCAGAGCCAGCCUUGUACCGCGCUACCGAGUUAACACUGUAUAUUUCUUUUGUUCGUUUGUUUGUUUUAAGUGGCAGGAUUUGCGGGUAUAUUACUACUGUUUUCUUUUUAUUCCUGUGAUUCUCUUUCAAUCUGUAUAUAACAUGCUACUGAUGAUUUGUGAUAAUUGUCUUAGUAUUUUCUCAGAACUGUCAAGCUGAGUUACUUUUCAGACAAACACAAGGCUCAUAUUUUUCCAUGUAAUUUCCUUUACACAGGCAACUGUUCCUAUCAAUAAAGAAAGAUGCUCUUUGUAUAAGGUUUAUCAUGUUUGGAGCCAUAUACAGUAAAUACAUUGUUUAUUGAUGCCCACAAUAGAAUAGCUACAGUAUUUUGAUGAGAUCUUAUUUUUAGAUUAUAAACUACAAGAUGUAUCUAUAGUGUCUUGUAUAAAAAAAAUAUUGUGAUAAACUAGAAGUUUUAAAUGAGGUAAAACAAAGCUCUCCCUUCCUGGAAACCUUUUCAACAAAAUAACACAUUCCAUAUUAACCACCAAAAAAAAUCCUUAGACUAGAAAUACUAAAUAACCUGAAGUUGUUUCAGUCAUUUAGGGGGAAGGAGUUGUUCUGUGGUAAUCCCUUUGCUAACAUGAUCUCGCCCAGGGUAACUUCACAUUUGAUUUUCAGCACUGUCUGGGGAUUCCCUGCACAGCCACACUUUCCUUCCCAACGGGAAACAUUCAGCCGUGUUACUUUUGAAUAUGCCUUGGGCCCCAGCUCCCAUUCGUAUCAAUAGAAGACAUCCCCACUGAUAUCAGUGAGCGUGAGCUCAGGCCCUUGUGUUAGUGCAGCGGGUAGCCACUUUGGAAGGAGAGCAGGAUACCAGCCUGGGUAGGGAUUUUUAAGAAGAGGGCUGAAUUGUGGCUGCCCCUUGAGCAGGUAGGGAGCGGACAGAAGUCACUUCCUCCCCAUCAUACAUGGGCAGCAUAAGGGCCACCCUGAAGUACCAUCCCUAGACGAGGGGGAACCCAAGGACGGGUCCUUCCUGCAAUGCCAGUGGUGCAGCUCACCCUGACAAGGGCAGGACCAGAGCCCUGCCCAUCACCAAAAGUACAUCUGACAUGGAGGGGAGCAUGCUCUGAAAAUGCCUAGCUCCCUGAGCCCUGCAAAACUUGGGGAAAAAUUCUAGCAUCCCAAGGUCAAAUUUCCCUCCAAGGUCGCCCGAGCUGGUGCAGUUCUGUCCUAUCCCACUCUGUUCACUGUGUGUUUUUCACACAUUGGAGACCAUUAGAUGUGCUGAAAUCCAGCAACCAGCAAGAGAUUCUGGCCACUCAGCAUGAAGCAUUCAGGGACUCUCUUGUUCUGGCUUCCUCUACAUGAGGGAUAUCAGGGACUGUUUCUUGAACUGCUCCAUCUCUCGUUAGCCCAACCUAGCCACAGGAGAGACAUUAAAGCUCCUUGUUAUACCACCUAGAUUCAGCUCUGGCAUGAUUCCAACCCUAAAAAUCCAUAAAGCCACAGGAGCUGGUGGCAGACCUAAGAGGACAAUAAAUGCAGCAUCUGGUUGUUUUUAAGAAUAAAAAAGAAAAAUGUGGUGGAUUGAACGAUCCUUUGUUGCAAGAAAUAAACAGACAAAUUCCUGGAUUUAAUAGCCAGACCUAACGUAGGCAGUUGUGACCCUCUUUGGGCCUUGUUGUAAGCGGGACUAAGACAAUCCUAUUGAAGACAGUGGAGUUGUACCUGCUUGUACCAGGGUUGAAUUGGGCCUGUGGUUUCUACUGUUUCUCACUAUAUACAUCGAUACAGUGUGAUGGGAUUACAUCCCAUCAGCACGAGUGACUAACAUUCAAUUCAGCAUUUCCUGAGGCAAAGGAAAACUUGCUCAAAUAGUAAUUCUUAGGUGAAGAUUAUGUACAUAACACGCAUGAGUGAAUGGCAAUACUGUACUAAUGGAUGUACAUUUGUAAUAUUUGUAAAAAGAAAAAGGACAACAAAAAUCUGAAUUUACACAUGUGAAUUUGCUGCUAAGUUCUGUAAAUUGCACUUCAGUGAUAUCUGAUAAGUGAAUGUUUCUGUUAAGUGAAUAAAAUACCAAGUAAAAUUGUUCCUUGAUUGUUUAUUUGUUGACCAUUUUUCUCUAUGACCCAGAAUUGAAGUGAUAUAAAUGUAUCUAUUUUCAAGAGAGUCUCCCUUUGAUAUGUCCAUCCAACUUCCAGAGCUUUAUGGGAGCUAUCCACUUUUUCUAAGAGAAGACUGUCUUU
This is a messenger RNA of Gavialis gangeticus (Gharial), 5750 nucleotides long. It is a transcript of the gene ADARB2, whose product is annotated as adenosine deaminase, RNA specific B2 (inactive). The record is from RefSeq and is a predicted model, not a curated record. The coding region runs from base 62 to 2134 and encodes 690 amino acids. Gene Ontology annotation, cellular component: nucleolus; cytoplasm. The transcript is spliced from 9 exons. NCBI's taxonomy places the organism in Eukaryota, Metazoa, Chordata, Crocodylia, Gavialidae. Gene Ontology annotation, molecular function: double-stranded RNA adenosine deaminase activity; tRNA-specific adenosine deaminase activity; double-stranded RNA binding. Gene Ontology annotation, biological process: adenosine to inosine editing; RNA processing.